Messenger RNA from Ogataea polymorpha, 855 nucleotides. RefSeq lists its product as uncharacterized. Gene Ontology annotation, cellular component: mitochondrial matrix. The coding region runs from base 14 to 772 and encodes 252 amino acids. The transcript has a single exon. Gene Ontology annotation, biological process: cytosolic ribosome assembly. The record is from RefSeq and is a predicted model, not a curated record. Lineage: Eukaryota; Fungi; Ascomycota; Pichiomycetes; Pichiales; Pichiaceae.
AAUUCUCUAAUCCAUGAUGUUCCGUCAAGCACUUAAAGUUGUUCCUACUGUUUCCAAGUUCUCUUUUGCCAGAAGCGCUGCUAGGCCUUUUAUUUUGGGGCCAAUGAUGGCUCAAUUCUCGACCAGCAUCUCUAGGAUGAACGCACCAGAUGCCAAGACCCUUGUCCAGCAGGAGCUGGACUACGAGAAGAAUGACGCUUUCGAUCUGGAUCCAAGCUUUGUGGCCUACAUGAAGAACGAAAAUAUCAAAGCCAUUGAGCCAAACGAGCAUGCUUUUUCUCACAUGAUUAAGGAAUGGAACGAUGAGAAGGUUCAUGUUCUGUUUGACAUCCAGAAAAUCACGUUUGCUACCCACGCUAAUAAGCAGAUCAACGAGGAAAUCGGCAGCGAGGAGGAUCAAAGCGAGGUGUUUUCUGCGGGAAUGACCGAGACUGCGGAUCUUUCUGUUGUUUUGGAGAAGAACGGUAAGGCUUUGCAGUUCGAUUUGGAUCUGAGCCCAGAUGAGUACCACUUCAUCAUCAAUGGAGUCAGAACUUUUGACACCGUCGAUCUAGCUCUUGACUAUUCUAGCAACAGUGUGGACCAGAAGGACCUCCUGUACAGCGGACCUUUGUUUGAAAAUCUUUCACUGGAAAUGCAAGACAUGUUCUAUGACCUGCUGAGGGAGAGGGGAGUGGACGAGGAGCUUGGUGAGCUUUUGGUUGCCUAUGCUACCUGGAAGGAAAACAACAUGUACAUUGACUGGCUCGAAAAGCUGCAGAGCUUCGUUUGAGCUCUCCAUGAUGGGGCCCCCCUGUAUAUAGAGAAUAAUGUUGAGGCGUGUGCGCGUCGAUAGACGCGACGACCAUAAUUUUU